This is a messenger RNA of Dracunculus medinensis (Guinea worm), 732 nucleotides long. NCBI's taxonomy places the organism in Eukaryota, Metazoa, Nematoda, Chromadorea, Rhabditida, Dracunculidae. The record is from the annotation of a GenBank genome assembly.
AUGAUUCGUGGAUCUCCGCCUUCAGAGAAAAGACCGAAAAUAGAAUCGGAAGAAUCGUGUGAUUCUUUUCUUUCGCAACGACGAUUGAUUAUUGUUCUUGAGAAAUGUUCGCUUGAUGUGAUAAAGAGAGGAUCGAAUUAUGCACUUAUGACAAGUAGUAAUAGUAAUAAUAAAAAUAAUAAUGAUAGGUCGAAAAAUGUCCAUUCUCCGAGAAAUCCUGCAGAUUUUCGCCCCGAUAUUGUUCAUCAAUGUUUAAUGAUGUUAUUGGAUAGUCCACUAAAUCGUGCCGGAUAUUUACAAAUAUAUAUUCAUACAAUUAGCGGUGUUUUGAUAGAAGUACAUCCACAAUUACGUGUACCGCGAACUUUUGAUCGAUUUUCAGGACUUAUGUGUCAGUUAUUGAAGACAAAUUCAAUACGAGCAGCUGAUAAUUCAGUAAAACUUUUGAAAUUAAUCAAAAAUCCAGUAACUGACCAUUUACCUAUUGGAUGUCGAAAGAUACUUACUUCAUUCCACGCUGAAAAUUUUGUAAAAUGCAAAAAAAUUGUAUCAGUUGAAGAAAAAAAACCAGUUGUCAUAGUAGUUGGUGGAUGCGCAACUGGAAAAGUUUCUGUUGAUUACACCACUGAAGAAAUCAAAAUCAGCAAUUAUCCACUGAGUGCAGCACUAACUUGCGCGAAAUUAACUUCCGGUUUCGAAGAAAUUUGGGAAGUCGAAAAUAUUAACUGUUGA